UCUAAAAAAGCCAUGACAACAACUUCCUCAAACACCAUGUUUGCUACCUCCUCAAAUCAAAUUCCCAUUUUCGAUGGUGAAUUGUACGAGUACUGGAGUGCCCAAAUGGAGCCAAUUUUUCAUCUCUCAAGAUCUGUGGGAUAUAGUCCAAGAUGGCUAUGAAAGUCCACAGGAAGAUGAUGAAGACUCGAAGAAACGAUCAGGCAAGCAGACAAAGGAGUACAAGGAGAAUGCCAAGCAAAAUGCCAGCGCCUUGAGAAUCAUUCAGCAAGCAGUGAGCAAAUCAAUUUACCCGAGAAUCUAUGGCAUCAAAAAGGCCAAAGAAGCUUGGGAUGUCUUGCGUGAACAAUUUCAAGGUUCUGAAAAGGCAAUCUCUAUCAGGCGCCAAAGUUUAUGGCGACAGUUCGACAACUUGAUGAUGAAGGAAACCGACACCAUCAAAGACUUCCAUUCGCGUGUGGCGGAGAUAGUCAACCAAAUCAAAGCCACCGGUGAUGUCAUGGAAGAAAGAAAAAUUGUGGAGAGAAUUCUCCGCAGUUUGUCAUCAAAGUUCGAGCAUAUUGUUGCUGUCAUUGAAGAAACCAAAGAUUUGGCAAAUCUACCAAUGAGCGAGUUGAUGAGCUCACUUGUAGCACACGAGCAAAGAAUGAGCCGCUUCACCAAACCGCCACUGGAGCAAGCUUUCUCGUCAAAAGUAAACAUGACCGAAAGUAAAUAUGCCAAAUCGGAGCAAGGACAGAGAGGGGGAAACACACAAGGGAGAGGAAGAGGAAGAUCCAAUUACAGAGGAAACAACAGACAAAAUUAUCAACAACAAAGAUCGGGCUACACCGGCUCGAGUUGCAUAAUUUGCAAAAAGUCGGGUCAUGCAACAAAAGACUGCAGAUUCAAGUGCACCAAGUGCAAAAUUCAAAACCACUCCCAGAGAGAUUGCUGGUUCCAGAACAAGCAAGAAGAUGGCGAGUCAAGCGGCACCAAAAAUGAAGAAAGCAAUAUGGUGGCCUUGUCAUGCUUGUAUGGUGAACAAAAAUCACAGCUUCCCUGGAUGGUGGAUAGUGGUUGCAGUAACCACAUGACUGGAGAUCUGGAGUCCUUCACCGACAUCGAUGACAAAUACCUCUCAAGUCAAAUUGGGCGACGGGAAGAAGCUAAAAGUGGAAGGAAAAUGCACAGUUGUUGUAUGCACAGAAGAAGGCAACAAAACUCUCAUUCGAGAUGUUUUGUAUGUUCCGGAGCUAACUCUCAAUCUACUUAGCGUGGGACAAUUGAUGCUAAAAAAUUACAAGCUAUUGUUUGAUAAUGGCGUGUGCGAGAUUAUCAACAAAGCUGACAAUUUCAUGGUGGCCAAAGUCCCGAUGACUUCCAACAGAAUUUUCUCUCUUACUAUGUCACAAAAUGGCGAAGUCGCAUUCAAGAGCGAAUGAAGAGAAUCAAUCCUAAUAAGAGCAGAAAGAGGUCGAGUCCCUCGAUCCACCCCGCUAGCCACUCCAGGUUUGGAAAGUCGGUCAGAAAGUACAACAAUGCCCCAAACAGUAAGGGGACUAGAGGUUGCCUCGCCGCCGGUAUAUUCCUUUGAAAAAGGAAAAAGCCCCAAAAAAGAAAGAAAUGACAUAGGAUAAA
This is a messenger RNA of Linum trigynum, 1620 nucleotides long. NCBI's taxonomy places the organism in Eukaryota, Viridiplantae, Streptophyta, Magnoliopsida, Malpighiales, Linaceae. The record is from the annotation of a GenBank genome assembly.